AUGGCCUCCAUGGGCUUCGCUGAGCCAACCCUCCUCGAACUUGUUCCGACUCUUGUGGGUGAGUCCAACUUUUCUACGUGGACUACUUCACUCAAGUGGACCCUCGACUCGCGCGACCUUCGAUAUUACGAACUUCUCACUGGCGCCUGGGGCGAACCCCGGGCAGUCGACCCCACACAGCCUACUCCUAUCGAAGUCGAGGCUUGUACCCAGUGGAAUACUGCCAGUCGUUACCUCCUCCCGCUACUCAACGCCACGGUCCACCAGACGAUCAAGUUCUACAUUCUCGACGCCAAUAAUGCACGCACUGCAUACGCCAACCUCCACCGCGCCUUCGCAGCCCGGUCUUACGAAGCUGGCUUCUCCAAUUUCCUUAGGUUUAUGAACACCACGUACACUUCCAACAGGCCUCAGGCAUUCGUCAACGAGUGGCGUAUGGCCCUCGGCGAGCUCCAAGAGUGCAAUUCGACAAAGCUCACGCCUCUUCUCAUCUUUUACCAUUUCUUGAACGCCGUCAGCGUCAACACAGCCGUACACCCAUGGCUCGACAGCUUCCUCAAUUCGAAAGUCUCCACCGAUACAACUAUUGAAGCAACCUUUGCGGACUUUGUCGUUUCCGAGGACCGUCGCCUCAACACUCUCAAUCAAGCUCACAACUUUAGCUUAGCUAAGGUUAAUCAUCUGCCGUUCUUUUGUCAGUUCCAUAACCGCCAAGCCGGUCAUUCCAGUGAGAACUGCUUCCGGAACCCAGCCAAGCAACUCCCUUUGGAUCAAGUGGAUAUGGCUCCAGUUGCAGCUCCUGCUAAACGUACAGUCACAGAAGAUCUGCCUGCACAGUAA
Messenger RNA from Penicillium hordei, 840 nucleotides. RefSeq lists its product as uncharacterized. NCBI's taxonomy places the organism in Eukaryota, Fungi, Ascomycota, Eurotiomycetes, Eurotiales, Aspergillaceae. The record is from RefSeq and is a predicted model, not a curated record. Bases 1 to 840 code for a protein of 279 amino acids. The transcript has a single exon.